AUGACCCGACUGCGGGCGGCUCGCACCGCCUGGUAUGCCAGCCAGGAGCUUGACGCAUACCUCCAUCAGCGUGCGUGGCACUGGACGGUGAAGCGUAACUACGCCCUCGCGGCGGACUUCUGUAUUCGACUGCUGAACCGGCACCCACAAGACACGUUGGGACUCGUCCUCGGCGAGGUGGCGGGGCGCUACACUAGUCAAGACACCUUUGCAGCCAAAUGUACGCAGGCAUUACAGAAGAGCUGUCAACGCAAGGGCGUCGCUGACGUGACAGAACUUGUGCGGUGCACCCUGGCGACGACGACGGUAGCCAGCCCGUCCUCUUCCUCGGCAAUGGCGACGUCGAACUUCACGCAGCUUCCUUCCGCGGAGGAUGUGCUGGCCCUGCAGGCUGAGGUGGCUCAGAGGGAGGCAGACACCCACGAUCCAGGUGCGGAUACCAGCGGUCUCAGGGGCGAGCUCCUGCACAUUCACAACAGUGAGCCGGCGGACUCCGUCAACCAGGCGGUGCGGCGCUGUUGUCUGCGGAGUGCGACACCACCGCUGGCGGAGCUGUUGGAGCCGUUCCAGACGACGUACGGGCGGGGUCUGUACGCGACGCGGCACAUCCCGCCGCGGAGCAGCAUCCUGAGCGAGGCGCCGCUGCUCGUGCAGCGCAGCGAUGACACGAAGUGUGCGCAUUGCCUUGCGUCACUCCUCCCCCGCAGUCACAGCAGCAUCACCAGUACCAGCGGUGUCAGCGACCCUCACGCGUUUGGCGUGGCAUGCCCACACUGCGAGCAGGAGACGUACUGCUCCGCAGACUGUAGAGAUGCGGCGUGGGCGCAGUAUCAUGCUUGCAGCUGCGCCUCCCGCAACCCUGAGCUAGCGCAAUGGUGUGAAGGUAUGCGCGAGCUGCUGCACCGCAGCGGCACAGCCGCUGCCUUACCUGAGCCUGAUAAAGCAGGCAUCGCCAUCUCCGGCUCCGAGGCGCGCGCCGCACUGUCGUGCCUGACGGUGGCGAAGAUAUGCUCCAUGGCAACCGUACAUCAGGUGCACCCGCUGAGUCUGCCAGGACUUUCAUGUCUGCGUGGCACCGCCGACUACGAGCCGGCAACAGCCCUCAGCGAGGUUGGUGCUCUUGCAGUCGCCCUGAGCGCGGCACUUCGCCAGCCGAACCUGUACAUGGAGGAGGUGCUGUCGCUCUUCGCACUUAUACACACGAACGAGUUCUUCACAACGUCCGGCAUCGCCCUCUACUCGGUUCUGAGCAUGUUGAACCACAGCUGCGACCCAAAUUGCGCCUUGGUAAGCUCGGGCACCUCUCCUGCAGCUGGCAGACAUGGACCAAUGAAGCACGGGAGCGCCAUGGAGAAGACUCUCGUCGCACUGCGGCCGAUCCGAAGCGGUGAGCAGCUGUUGAUCGACUACAACGCCGCCCUCACGACGAAGCUUGGCUACAAGGAACGCAAAGCACUCUGUGCGCAGCGGCACUUUGAGUGUUACUGCUCCCGCUGCAUCCGCCACGAGUGA
Messenger RNA from Leishmania braziliensis MHOM/BR/75/M2904, 1512 nucleotides. RefSeq lists its product as hypothetical. Gene Ontology annotation, molecular function: protein binding. NCBI's taxonomy places the organism in Eukaryota, Euglenozoa, Kinetoplastea, Trypanosomatida, Trypanosomatidae. The record is from RefSeq and is a predicted model, not a curated record. Bases 1 to 1512 code for a protein of 503 amino acids. The transcript has a single exon.